AGCUGCUGCUGAGGAAGAAAGGCAACAACAACAGGAUGCAGAUUCUGUUGCUCGCUCUUGCUGUCAGUUUGGCUUCUGCCCAGAAUGAUCUCAGCCCUUCAGAGAUCGAUGGCAACUGGCGCAGCAUGUACUUAGCUGCGGAUAACGUGGAGAAGAUCGAAGAGGGUGGGGAACUGAGAAACUAUGUCCGACAAAUAGAAUGUCAAGAUGAAUGCAGAAAUAUAUCUGUCAGGUUUUAUGCCAAAAAGAAUGGGGUGUGCCAGGAGUUCACUGUCGUAGGAGUAAGAGAUGAAGCAAGCGGUGAUUACUUCACUGAAUACUUGGGUGAAAACUACUUCUCAAUUGAGUAUAACACAGAAAACAUCAUAAUAUUUCACAGCACCAACGUGGAUGAAGCAGGCACAACAACGAAUGUGAUUUUAGCCACUGGGAAAAGCGCCCUUCUUAAGGUGCAAGAACUGCAGAAGUUUGCCAGGGUGGUUCAGGAUUAUGGAAUUCCAAAACAAAACAUAAGACCUGUCAUCCUAACAGACACCUGCCCGGAAUAAAGCCCACACUUGGAUGAUAAUGGAGCAGCAGUAUCAGCCAUCUCCUCAAAGACAACUGAAUCAUUAAUGAGAGGGACCAAUUUCCUUUACUUUCAACUGUAGUUGCUUCUUUCCAGUGAGGUCAUGAACCUAUGUCAUGACUUUCCUUUGCAUCCUUAUCAU
Fukomys damarensis (Damara mole-rat) is the source of this 710-nucleotide messenger RNA. RefSeq names its product female-specific lacrimal gland protein. The record is from RefSeq and is a predicted model, not a curated record. Gene Ontology annotation, molecular function: odorant binding; small molecule binding. The coding region runs from base 36 to 548 and encodes 170 amino acids. NCBI's taxonomy places the organism in Eukaryota, Metazoa, Chordata, Mammalia, Rodentia, Bathyergidae. The transcript is spliced from 7 exons.